AUGGACAGCAUCCGCGAGUAUGUCGAGUUCAUCAACGUUUCUAUAGGUUCGUCAACCUUCGGGCGGAUCUUUCGUCUUGAAGGAUCUGGACAUCCAUCAGAGAUCAAGAAUACCAAGUUCACCACCGAAGUCCGCGCUGGGCUGACCACGUUUUUCACCAUGGCUUACAUUAUCGCCGUCAAUGAGCGCAAACUGCGAACUGACCACAUUGCAGAUCUCAACCGAUCGCUCAUCACUUCAACGGCUGCCGUUGCCGGAUUCUCCUCCUUCUUAUUUGGCUUCCUCACUAAUAUGCCUGUCGCACUGGCACCCGGAAUGGGUCUUAACGCAUAUUUUGCUUUUCAGGUGGUAGGAUAUCACGGUGAUGGGAUCAUAUCCUACAACCUGGCACUGACAGCUGUCUUCAUCGAGGGUUUCGUGUUCAUAUUCCUGUCGCUGAUCGGAAUGCGCCAAUCUUGCGGUAUCGGACUCUUCCUUGCCUUGAUCGGACUGGGCAACACCACAGGAAUUGGUGCGGUCUCUGGAGCGCGUUCGACCACAUUGCAGAUUGCUGGAUGUCCAGAAGAGUUCUUCGUGGAUGGGACAUGCGGCUUAGUCACAGCAUAUCUUAUGGCAUACAAAGUCAAGAGUGCUAUGAUAGUUGGCAUACUUCUUGUCUCGAUCAUUUCAUGGCCACGAGACACUUCUGUCACCUACUUUCCAGACACCACAGUUGGCAACAGUCGAUGGGACUUCUUCAAAAAGGUCGUAAACUUCCAUCCCAUUGAUCACACCUUGAACAAAUUAGAUUGGAAUAUCACCUCGAACCCUGGACAAUUCGCUAUGGCCCUCUUCACAUUCCUCUAUGUCGAUAUCAUCGACUGCACGGCGACACUAUACAGCAUGGCGAGAUUCUCCGGUGUUGUGGAUCCUGAAACUGGCGACUUCCCGCGAUCAACGCUUGCUUAUUGCACGGAUGCUUUUUGUAUCUCCAUUGGAGCUCUCCUUGGUGUAUCGCCAGUCACAGUCUUCAUUGAGUCUGGAGCCGGCAUUGCGGAAGGUGGUAAGACUGGCUUGACUGCCAUGGCUUGCGGUAUAUGCUUCAUCAUUUCCAUGUUCUUCGCCCCGAUAUUUGCAUCCAUCCCGCCAUGGGCUACAGGGUGUACCCUCGUACUGGUUGGCUGCCUCAUGAUGCGCCAGGUCUCCAACAUCAACUGGUCAUACAUUGGCGAUGCGAUACCCUCAUUCGUUACACUCAUGUUCAUUCCAUUCGGCUAUAGCGCUGCAUACGGUCUUAUCGCCGGACUUAUGGUCUACACCGGCCUGAACGGCAUGAUCUACGUCACCAAACUCGUUUCCGGUGGUCGUAUCACGCCCGACGACGAAGACCACCGCGAGUACUGGACCAAUCUGCGCAACACCAACGCUAACGCGCGACUCAGUCAAGCCACAAGGCAGGCUCCCUUGGUUCUUUACAGCUAG
This is a messenger RNA of Parastagonospora nodorum SN15, 1461 nucleotides long. RefSeq lists its product as hypothetical. Gene Ontology annotation, molecular function: purine nucleobase transmembrane transporter activity. Bases 1 to 1461 code for a protein of 486 amino acids. Lineage: Eukaryota; Fungi; Ascomycota; Dothideomycetes; Pleosporales; Phaeosphaeriaceae. The transcript has 9 exons. Gene Ontology annotation, biological process: transmembrane transport. Gene Ontology annotation, cellular component: plasma membrane. The record is from RefSeq and is a predicted model, not a curated record.